AUGAACACUGCUGUAUCGAUAGCAGCUAAUAUAUGUAAUACUGCUACAUCUGAUAUGCCACAAGAAAUUGCAUUAUGUCUUUUUGAGAAUGGAGCUUUUCUGAUCUUCACUGGUGUUCCUAGAGGUACAGAGUUUGGUAUUGAUUAUAAAUCUUGGAAUGUUGAUUCUGAGUUCUGUGGAUUGAAGAUGAUUCCACCGGGAGUUCAUUUCGUGUAUUUUAGUGUGAAAACUGCUCCUAGAAUUGGAUUUUUUCAUUAUUUCAAGGAGCGCGAAAUUGUUGUUCGUAAAUGGGAUGCGAAAUCAGAAGAUAUGCUUAUUGGAGAUGUUGAUGAGGCAGAGAUAUCACGUAUACGAGAAAACUUGAAAUCUAUGGAUAGAAGACUUGGGCCUUAUCCUUACGAGCAUUAUAGGGAAUGGUUUGCUCUUAGCAAUUAUAUUACGGAAGAAACUGUGAAUAAUCUGCGUCCAGAAAAUUAUUACGGCAGGAUCACUGGACAAGCAGAACUGGUUACAAUGGAAACGGAAAUGAUGGAGGAUGAGAACAUACCAGGAUGUUCUACAUCGCGUGUUGAUCGAGAACAUCCUACCAGAAUCCGGUUUGUAGAUGAACAAGGUCUUCCAAUUAUGAGGAUUCGUCCUGGCUUUCAGAUUCGUUUUCAUGAAGUUCAGAUUAUGCCGAUACAUAAGAGACGAAAUCAACAGGGGUUGGACCGUAGUGAAGACCUUGAACAGCUAAUAAGGAGUUCGGGUGGAGACUGGAAAGAACUCCUAGCCGAACUUCAAUUUGCUUUUGUUUGUUUCUUGCUGGGGCAGGUUUACGAAGGAUUUGAACAAUGGAAGAGAUUAAUUCAUUUGCUGAGCAGUUGUACUACCGCAAUUGGACCAAGAAAUGACCUUUUCUUCGCUUUGUUGCCGGUUCUACAUUUCCAGUUGAAAGAGUGCCCCGAAGACUUUUUUGUUGAUAUUGUUUCAAAAGAUAAUUUUCUGACAACAACUUUAUCCAAUCUUUUUGGGAAUAUUGCUGACUCUUCAACCGCUUCUGCUGCAUUGAAGGAGAAGUCUCGGAAAUUUAAAAAUUUUUUGACGAAUCGCUUCAAGUGGAGUUUCGAAUGUUAG
Molecule: messenger RNA, 1116 nt
Organism: Enterobius vermicularis (human pinworm)
Lineage: Eukaryota; Metazoa; Nematoda; Chromadorea; Rhabditida; Oxyuridae
Source: the annotation of a GenBank genome assembly